UUUUAUUUAAAUUUUUUUUUUUAGGAAUCAAAUGUAAUAAAUUUUUUACAUAUUAAUAGUAAUAACGAUACAAUAAGAAAUUAUUUUACGUAAUUGACGUAUUAUAUAAUUUAAAAGUUUUAUCGAUAUUUUUAUUAAAUAAUGUAAAUAAUAUUUUGUUACAUAAUUAUUAAACGUGUAUUAUUUAUACAUUGAAUCGACUUCAAAAGUUGUUUAGCUUUCUUUAACAGUUAUUUACAAAUUGGUGGAAAGCUUUCGAUUUCCCGAGUAUUAUAAAUGCGAAGAUUGGCAACCAUAGAUUUCAUUUUUUCCCCAUUUUUUAGAUUAAAGUUACACAGAUAACUACAUCGAAAGUGCUUUAUAGAGAGGAUAGAUUAGAAAUGAUUUCUCGUUUUCUUUAUCGCUAUAUUUUUAGGCGGACAUCUAGCUUCGUUCUUGGCAUCGUUAUCGCCUCGGCAUUUUUUGAAAGAGCUUAUGACCACGCUUGUGAAAGUAUUUUUGAAUGGAUAAACGAAGGAAGACUUUGGAUGCACAUAAAACACAACUAUGAAAAUUCACUACAGACACAGACACAGAGUGAUCGCAAAGGAGCUGUCGAGAAAGAAACAUCAGACUUACAGAAAGUACCUAAUGAGAAUGCGAGAGAAGACUGAAUGUUUUGUACAAGAAGGAAAUUGUACGUUCGAUAAAUUACGAAAGACAUUUUCUCCAUGGAAAUACCUGCUGUAUAUUCGAGUUGUUGAGUUUCACGUGCAUUGUGAUAUUCGAUAUUUUCGUAUCAUAAAUGUAAUCUUGUUCGAGCAAAACAAAGAUACAGGCAAUUGAUAA
This is a messenger RNA of Bombus pascuorum, 828 nucleotides long. It is a transcript of the gene ox, whose product is annotated as cytochrome b-c1 complex subunit 9. Bases 381 to 653 code for a protein of 90 amino acids. The transcript has 2 exons. NCBI's taxonomy places the organism in Eukaryota, Metazoa, Arthropoda, Insecta, Hymenoptera, Apidae. Gene Ontology annotation, biological process: mitochondrial electron transport, ubiquinol to cytochrome c. The record is from RefSeq and is a predicted model, not a curated record.